CUCACAAGCGAGCCAGUUCAUUUUGUUGUUUCACUUGCAUACAAAACUGAGCUCUGCUCACUCACUGAUCAAAGCACCACAAAACGAAGUUAGAAAAAAGCAUUAUAUUUUUAGACAGAUUUAGAGAGAGAAAAACAGACCCAUCAGCACCAGUUCCAGUUUCUUCACAGUGGUGCUUUUGAAGAGAGUAUCCUUUGGCUUUUGUAGAUCUAGUUUUCCACUGAACUCAUUGUGGUACACAUUCUUCAAGUAGUUACUGAGUGAAGGAAAUAGAAAGAGAACAAGGAACAAUGAGAGACUGCAGGGUUCUUUGUUUUUUCAUUGCUUUGGUUCUUGUUUUUGUUCAUGGCGUUAAUGGUGAAGACCCGUAUAGGUUCUUCACGUGGAAAGUCACUUACGGUGAUAUUUACCCUCUUGGUGUUAAGCAACAGGGGAUUUUGAUAAAUGGGCAAUUCCCAGGGCCUCAAAUCGAUGCUGUUACAAAUGAAAACUUGGUUAUCAAUGUGUUCAACUACCUAAGGGAGCCAUUCCUCAUUUCUUGGAAUGGCAUACAGCAGAGGCGGAACUCAUGGCAGGAUGGAAUGUAUGGCACUAAUUGUCCAAUCCGACAAGGAAAAAACUUCACUUAUUUUAUCCAAGUGAAGGACCAGAUUGGUAGCUAUUUCUACUUCCCAUCAUUUGGAUUCCAGAAAGCUGCUGGAGGGUUUGGUGGCAUCAGAAUCUGGAGCCGCCCAAAGAUUCCGGUUCCAUUCCCUUCUCCUGCUGGUGACUUCACCAUAUUGGCUGGGGACUGGUACAAGACAAAUCAAUAUAUACUAAGACGACUCUUGGACAGUGGUCGCAAUCUCCCCUUCCCUGAUGGACUUCUCAUCAAUGGUCGUGGGUGGAAUGGUUACACAUUUACUGUUGAUCAAGGAAAGACUUAUAGGCUCAGGAUAUCGAAUGUGGGGCUUACAACAUCAAUUAACUUCAGAAUUCAGGGCCACAAAAUGAAGUUGAUAGAGGUAGAAGGCUCUCACACGCUCCAGAACACCUACACUUCCCUUGAUAUCCAUCUUGGACAGACUUAUUCUGUCUUGGUCACAGCUGAUCAGCCUGCCCAGGAUUACUACAUUGCAGUUUCUACACGCUUUACGGCUCGGGUACUGACAACAACAGCCAUUCUUCACUACAGCAAUUCACACAAUGGAGUUUCUGGUCCCAUCCCUGUUGGUCCUACCACUCAAAUUGCUUCAUCACUCAGCCAGGCCAGAUCUAUACGGUGGAAUCUGACAGCGAGUGGGCCAAGACCUAAUCCCCAAGGUUCUUACCACUAUGGAAUGAUCAAAACUAGCCGCACAAUCAUGCUUGCAAACUCUGCUCCUUAUAUUAAUGGAAAGCAGAGAUAUGCAGUCAAUAGUGUCUCAUAUAUUCCAGCAGACACUCCCCUAAAACUUGCUGACUACUUCAACGUCCAAGGAGUUUUUAGUGUUGGAAGCAUUCCUAGUAAUCCCACUGGGGGAAAUGGUGGCUACCUUCAGACUUCUGUCAUGGGUGCUAAUUUCCGAGAUUAUAUAGAGAUUGUGUUCCAAAAUUGGGAGGACACCGUGCAGUCAUGGCACAUUGAUGGCCAUUCCUUCUUUGUUAUGGGCAUGGAUGGAGGGCAGUGGACACCUGCAAGUAGAGCAGUCUACAAUUUGAGAGACACUGUUGCCCGUUGCACUACUCAGGUGUAUCCUAGAUCAUGGACUGCAAUCUACAUGGCUCUGGACAAUGUGGGAAUGUGGAACAUAAGGUCUGAGAAUUGGGCAAGGCAGUACUUGGGCCAGCAGUUCUAUCUCCGGGUAUACUCCCCUGCAAACUCUUGGAGAGACGAAUAUCCAAUCCCAAAGAAUGCAAUUCUUUGUGGUCGGGCAAGAGGCCGCCAUACAAGACCUUUUAAGAAGUAGCUAGACAUUAUAUUUGUCACGAGAGGGUGACAUGCAUGCACGAUUCUUGGUGUGAGGACUAGGUGGUCCUUGCGGGAAAUUAAUGCAAGAGCUCAACUUGAGCUUUGAGUUGUUAUUAACUACUUAUUUCUAUCGUUCUUUUGUCCUGGAUGGGUUAUCAGUCCCAAUGGCUCUUAGAUGUAGACUCCAAUGUCCUUCUGAACAGCAUCAUUGUUUAUAACCUCAUUAGCUUUGGAAA
Quercus robur (English oak) is the source of this 2166-nucleotide messenger RNA. Its product is annotated as L-ascorbate oxidase homolog. The record is from RefSeq and is a predicted model, not a curated record. The transcript is spliced from 8 exons. Lineage: Eukaryota; Viridiplantae; Streptophyta; Magnoliopsida; Fagales; Fagaceae. Gene Ontology annotation, molecular function: copper ion binding; oxidoreductase activity. The coding region runs from base 291 to 1928 and encodes 545 amino acids.